CCUGUUUCGAGCCGAAGUUCGACCCUUCCCAACGCGUUCGAAGUUUUGCCAAUCGCCUCACGCGGUGCUGCCGUCAGCGGGGCGGCCGCGGCCCCCCCCGGGGGGGGGCACCGCGCCCCCGCCGGCCAUGGCGAGGCGCGGCGGCUUCGAGGCUUACGGCCACCCGGCCAAGCGCGCCCGCCACGACGGCACAGGCGACGUCCAGGCGGCGAUCCAGAACUUGCAGAACGAGAUCGCGCGCGCUUCCCCGCAGGAGCUCUCCGCAGCGCUGGCGCCAGCCGGAGGCUCCGCGAAUGCUGGCGGCGCGGCCGCGCUGAGCGCCGUCACCGCUCUGCUUGCGGCCACCCUAGGCGGCGGCGGCGGCAGCGACGUCGUGGGCCUCCUAUCGGGGGCCCUGCAGAGCCUGGCGGGCGGCCAGCAGCAGCAGCAGCAGCAGCUCCAGCGCAGGCCCGUGGUCUCGAUCGGAGGCGCCCGGGUGGGCAGCAGAGGCGGGGGCGAGUCCUUCUAUGACUCAGUCGUCGUGCCGACCAUGGCCGUCGGCUGGCUGAAGGGCCGGCAGGGCGCCAUGAUCCAGGAGAUUCAGAAUCGCAGCGGCGCAGUUGUCGACGUCGACCAGUCGACCAGGGAGACCGGCCAGUGCACUGUGCACCUCCACGGGGAGGUGGAGGGGAAGAAGAAGGCUUAUUGUAUGAUCGUUGCGGAAAUCAUGAAGGUCGCCACGCAGCCGAACAGCGGGGUGGACUGCAGCAACCUUGGCACUGCCAUCCAGAUCAAGAUCGACGCCAGCUACGUAGGUUGGGUAAAGGGUCCGAAGGGCAAGGUGGUCCAGGACGUGACAAACCGUUCCAACACGCGCGUCGAUAUCGACCAGCAAAACGUGGAGCCAGGUACGGCGAUGAUCAAUGUUUUCGGGACACGAGAGGGUGUGGCGCAUGCGAAGGACCUGCUCGCGUUCGAGAUAUCCAAGGUGAGCCCCGACACCGCCGCGGAGAUCAACAGCGCAUCCGUGGCGCAGCUGUCCGCAGGGCUCCUGCCCCCAGGCUCGGAGCUGCUCGCGACGGGCGGUGCCCCGCCCCCGACCGAAGCGCCGUCGCUCAGGCUGCUGCCCCACGAGCAGGAUGUGCCCUCCCAGUUCAGCAGCAUCGUCAUCCCAGCCUCCUACGUGGGCUGGCUGAAGGGCCGGCAGGGCGCGAUGGUCCGGGACAUCGAGGGCAAGAGCGGCGCGGUGGUCGACAUCGAUCAGACGACCAAGGAGCUCGGCCACUGCACCGUGAACAUCAUGGGCGGUGAGGAGCAGAAGAGGACGGCGUACGGCCUCGUCGUCGGCGAGGUGAUGAAGGUGGCCGACCAGUCCGGGGCCAUCGGGGAAGUGGGCUCCCUGGGUGUCAAGGAAGAGAUCCAGAUCGAGGCCAGCCUGGUAGGCUGGGUCAAGGGCCCCAAGGGCAAGGUGGUACAGGAUCGGGACAUCUCCCGGCGCUCUAGCACUCGCAUCGACGUGGACCAGCCCGCCAGCGACCCGAACCACGCCUUCGUCAAGGUCUACGGCACUCGGGAGAACGUUUCUCAUGCUAAGGAGCUGAUUGCAUUCGAGAUCUCGAAGGUCAGCCCGGAGACUGCCUCCGCGAUUACGGGAGGCAACUAUGACAACGUGACGCCCCACCACGCUAUGCCACCCUCAGCUCCCUCCUCGUCGUCUUCAGGCCGUGGCUGCCAGGAUGCCGCCUCGGCAGCGCUGGUCAUCCCAGCAUCCUACGUGGGCUGGCUCAAGGGCAGGCAGGGCGCCAUGAUUCGCGACAUCGAAGCCAGGAGCGGCGCCGCUGUCGACAUCGACCAGACCACCAAGGACCAGGGCCACUGUACUGUAAUGAUCCAUGGCAACGAACAGUCAAAAAAGAUUGCGCAUGGUCUUGUUGUGGCGGAGGUGAUGAAAGUCGCCGAGCAGUCUGGGGAUAGCGAUGCUGUUGCCAGUUAUGGGACAAGGUUGGACAUCAGGAUAGAUUCCAAGUUUGUGGGCUGGGUGAAGGGCCCAAGAGGCAAGGUGGUCCAGGACAUCACCGCCCGGUCCGCAACUCGGGUGGACGUGGACCAGGGACAUCAUGAUCCUGGCCAUGCCACGGUGAAGAUAUAUGGCACUAUCGAGGGCGUCCACGCAGCCAAGGAGCUAAUCGCGCAUGAGAUCUCCAAGGUCAGCCCAGAAGCCGCUGGUGAAAUCAUGGGUGGAGCGCCCAUCCGCGCGCCCCCCCCGCCGGCGCCGACCUUCCGAGGCAGCGGCGGGGGCGGCGGCUUCGGAGGUGGGGGCGACUUUGGGGGGACGGGCGGAGGCGGCAGCAGUGGCCACCUCAGCCAGGGCGGCCAGGCCCUCGGAGGCCAGGGAGGCGGCUGCGGCGUGGGCAGCGACCUUGUCAGCCUGCUCGCCACUGCGCUGGGCAGCGUCCAGCCGCCGCAGCAGGAGCGGGCACAGCUGCAGAGCCUGGGGCAGCGGCUGCCGGUGACCGCCCAGCCGCAGGCGAGCGCGAGCCAGCUCGUGCAGCAGCUGGGCUCGAUCCUCGGCUGCGCGGGCUUUAUGUAGGCCGCCCGCGCUGGCUGGAGUCCGCUCGGGCGGCAGGGGGGCGCGGUGGCUUCGCGUGCUGCCUGCAGGGGCCUGGAGCCUGGAACGCUGGUGCAGACCGCGUGGCCGCGGCCCCGCUCGCGUGAGGUACGCGGUGGUCCUGGCUGGCACGUCUGGGGCGGCUCGCGAUUUCAGGGCGGGGCCGAGAAAAUAUGGGCCCCCCUCCUCGAGCCGUGCGUCAGAUGUGACGCGCUACGAGUAUUGUGCGUAGUCUGUGCUAAAGCAGCUGGGGGGUGCGACGACCCCGCAUCACACUGCAAAAGCCAGAACUAUUUUAGCCAGGAAUGAACAUCAACCAGAGAAUUCCCGUAACUCUGAUAGGUUGUGUC
This is a messenger RNA of Prorocentrum cordatum, 2937 nucleotides long. The record is from the annotation of a GenBank genome assembly. NCBI's taxonomy places the organism in Eukaryota, Dinophyceae, Prorocentrales, Prorocentraceae.